Oryza sativa Japonica Group (Japanese rice) is the source of this 1861-nucleotide messenger RNA. Its product is annotated as transcription factor bHLH96. The record is from RefSeq and is a predicted model, not a curated record. Gene Ontology annotation, molecular function: protein dimerization activity; RNA polymerase II cis-regulatory region sequence-specific DNA binding; DNA-binding transcription factor activity, RNA polymerase II-specific. Gene Ontology annotation, biological process: regulation of transcription by RNA polymerase II. Lineage: Eukaryota; Viridiplantae; Streptophyta; Magnoliopsida; Poales; Poaceae.
GAGACCUGGUGCCACUGAACGAAGCACAGCUAUAGUUUUGCUGCUCUAGCUCUCCCUCUCUCUACCGCUUGCAUAGUUUCAUUGCAUGGCUGUCUGGGUGGCCGCACAUCCCACCACUGUUGCUGUGCCUAAACCUUAUCUUUUCCCCAUAUAACCAGCUCACACCGCUAGAGAGAAAGAAACAUACGCAUCCCACCAACGCGACGAGCUCAGAAUCUCAGAAGUCAGCAGCAGCAAAGAGGCGAUAAGUAGCCGCGGCUCACCGUUCGUUGCCCAAAACCACCCAAAAGCGUAGCGACACACGAGAAGCCACCAGCCAACGUAGUACGCGCCGAGAGCUGAGGCCAUCCACGACACACGAACAUGAGCACACUAGUAGACGCGCUGUGCGCUCCCUGCAGCGACACCGCGCUCAUCUACGACACCUUCAACGCCUCCGCCGCCGCGAGCUUCCUCUUCGACAAUGCCGCCGCCUUCUGCGACGCUGACAUCCUCGGCGCCACGGCGACAGGGGAGAAGGAGGCGACGUCGUCGGCCGCGGCCGCGGCCGCGGAAGCCGCCCCGCCGAGGAAGAAGCGGCGGCGGCGCGCGAAGAGCUGCAAGUCGCGGGAGGAGACGGAGACCCAGCGGAUGACGCACAUCGCCGUGGAGCGCAACCGCCGGCGCCAGAUGAACGAGUACCUCGCCAUCCUCCGGUCGCUCAUGCCGGAGCCCUACGUCCAGAGGGGCGACCAGGCGUCCAUUGUGGGAGGCGCAAUCGAGUUCGUGAAGGAGCUCGAGCAGCAGCUGCAGUCGCUUGAGGCGCAGAAGCGAACGCUGCUCCCUCACCACAAGGCGAGAUGCGACGACGCAACGCCGAUGCAUAACGCCAGCGGCAGCAACGUCGGGGCCGGCGGCUGCAUGGAGCCCACGACGACAACGAGCAACUGCAGCAGCAGCGUCACCGAGGACGCGCCGUCCGCCGACGCGCCCCCGUUCGCGCAGUUCUUCGCGUACCCGCAGUACGUGUGGUGCCACUCGCCGCGCGACUCCACCACCACCACCACCGCGGCGUCUGCGUCGGCGUCGGCUUCGGCGUCGUCGUCGUCGCCGGCCACGGUGGCGGCGGCGCUCCAGUCGGAGCACCGCUCCGGGUUGGCCGACAUCGAGGUGAGCCUGGUCGAGACGCACGCCAGCGUCCGUGUCAUGUCACCGCGGCGGCCAGGGCAGCUGCUCAAGAUGAUCGCCGGCCUGCAGGCCCUCCGGCUCACCGUGCUGCACCUCAACGUCACCACGCUGGACUCCCUUGUGCUCUACACCCUCAGCGUCAAGGUGGAGGAAGGAUGCAGCCUGACGACGGUGGACGACAUCGCGGCGGCGGUGCACCACGUGCUCUGCAUCGUCGACGCGGAGGCGGCCGCCUCGGAGCAUCUCCUCGCGGCGGGGCAACUGGCCACGACGGCGACGGCGGUGGCGAAGAGAGAACUCGCGACGUACAUGUACUGAGCCGCUCCAAGUGCCUUACAUGUCGUCGUUUGUGUGGUCGCGUGUACUGUAUGCCGCGCUCCCGUUUUUCUCCCCUUUUUAGGCUCGUCACGUUUUUGCUGUGUAGUGGCCCGGCAGGUUAGAUCUAGUUCUAGUUGUACUAGUAGAUGCAAAAUGCUAUGUGUCCAGUAGUCCCAGCCUCUCGACGAGGGCGUACUUGUCUGUUUCUCGUUCUGAAAACAGAAUGUUGUAUUGCUGUACCUGUACAGUAUCCUGCCUCGCCUUUCUGUAAUAAGAGCGACUAGCGAGUAGCGACAUUGGAAGGAACAGUUCGAGAUUCGUAUUAUCCGAACAGGGCCUUAUGAGGGUACUAGCUUACAAUGGGCCAUGUGAGUUA